This is a messenger RNA of Oncorhynchus nerka (sockeye salmon), 1566 nucleotides long. RefSeq lists its product as uncharacterized. Bases 1 to 1566 code for a protein of 521 amino acids. NCBI's taxonomy places the organism in Eukaryota, Metazoa, Chordata, Actinopteri, Salmoniformes, Salmonidae. The record is from RefSeq and is a predicted model, not a curated record. The transcript has 2 exons.
AUGGCCCCCUCUCUAAAUGGCUCUGCUUUCUGUAAUGGACCCAAAAUGGCUGACUGUGAGGUACAAGGGUUCGUCUGUAAUGGAGCCAACAUGGCUGACUGUGAGCUAUGUGGUUAUUCUAUAAUGGAGCCAAAAUGGCUGACUGUGAGCCAGCCUCCCACUGUUCCUCCCAGCCCUCCUAUCACCAUUCCUCCCAACCAGCCAGCCUCCCACUGUUCCUCCCAGCCCUCCUAUCACCAUUCCUCCCAACCAGCCAGCCUCCCACCGUUCCUCUCAGCCCUCCUAUCACCAUUCCUCCAGACCAGCCAGCCUCCCACCAUUCCUCACACCCAGCUCUCCUCACAACCAGCCAUCCUCCCAGCCCUCCUACCACUGUUACUCCCAGCCAGCCUCCCAGCCCUCCUCCCACCGUUCCUCCCAGCCAGCCUCCCAGCCCUCCUACCACCAUUCCUCCCAGCCAGCCAGCCUCCCAGCCCUCCUCCCAGCGUUCCUCCCAGCGUUCCUCCCAGCCAGCCUCCCAGCCCUCCUACCACCGUUCCUCCCAGCCAGCCAGCCUCCCAGCCCUCCUCCCACCGUUCCUCCCACCGUUCCUCCCAGCCAGCCUCCCAGCCCUCCUACCACUGUUCCUCCCAGCCCUCCUACCACCGUUCCUCCCAGCCAGCCAGCCAGCCUCCCAGCCCUCCUCCCAGCGUUCCUCCCACCGUUCCUCCCAGCCAGCCUCCCAGCCCUCCUACCACCGUUCCUCCCAGCCAGCCAGCCUCCCAGCCCUCCUCCCACCGUUCCUCCCACCGUUCCUCCCAGCCCUCCUACCACUGUUCCUCCCAGCCCUCCUACCACCGUUCCUCCCAGCCAGCCAGCCAGCCUCCCAGCCCUCCUCCCACCGUUCCUCCCACCGUUCCUCCCAGCCAGCCUCCCAGCCCUCCUCCCACCGUUCCUCCCAGCCAGCCAGCCUCCCAGCCCUCCUCCCACCGUUCCUCCCACCGUUCCUCCCAGCCCUCCUCCCACUGUUCCUCCCAGCCCUCCUACCACCGUUCCUCAAAGCCACCCUCCCUGCCCUCCUACCACCGUUCCUCCCAGCCAGCCAGCCUCCCAGCCCUCCUACCACUGUUCCUCCCAGCCAGCCUCCCAGCCCUCCUACCACUGUUCCUCCCAGCCAGCCUCCCAGCCCCCCUACCACUGUUCCUCCCAGCCCUCCUACCACCGUUCCUCCCACCCAGCCUUUCCAGCCCUCCUACCACUGUUCCUCCCAGCCAGCCUCCCAGCCCUCCUACCACUGUUCAUCCCAGCCCUCCUACCAUCGUUCCUUCCAGCCAGCCUCCCAGCCCUCCUACCAACCAGCCAGCCUCCCACUGUUCCUCACACCCAGCUCUCCUACCAACCAGUCAUCCUCCCAGCCCUCCUGCCACCAUGCCUCCCAACCAGCCUACCAUCGUUCCUCCCAGCCAGCCAGCCUCCCAGCCCUUCUACCACCGUUCCUCCCAGCCAGCCUCCCAGCUAUUCUAUCACCGUUCCUCCCAGCCAGCCUCCCAGCUCUUCUAUCACCGUUCCUCCCAGCCAGCCUCCUAG